Nanorana parkeri is the source of this 1288-nucleotide messenger RNA. Its product is annotated as arylacetamide deacetylase-like 4. Gene Ontology annotation, molecular function: carboxylic ester hydrolase activity. Lineage: Eukaryota; Metazoa; Chordata; Amphibia; Anura; Dicroglossidae. The record is from RefSeq and is a predicted model, not a curated record. The transcript has 4 exons. Gene Ontology annotation, cellular component: membrane. Bases 38 to 1261 code for a protein of 407 amino acids.
GCGGCAGUGAUCCUGAAAGCUAAGGACAGUGGGAGCAAUGUUGCUGCUUGUGAUAGGGGUUUUCCUCUUGCUCUGCACCCUGCUCUUUGUGGGCACUGUUUACCAUGAAUUCUCUACAGCUGAAUUUCCAACAGGGAUUGCAUGUCGCACAGAGCUUCGAAAACUCCAUGGACUUGUGACUGUUUUUUCAGUCCUGGGGAGCACCCUUGAAAAACUUGGAGUUUGGUCCGAGCUUGGUGUUCUUCGCCUUUUGGGAAACCUGUAUCCGAUAUGUUCAGUAGAUGAUCCGGAGCUCUUCAUAAAGAUUUUGAAAUUUGAAGGCGUACCUGUGAGAGUUUACCAGCCCAGAGAGUCCUCUGCUGGAGGCAGAAAAGGAGUGAUGUUCUUUCAUGGAGGAGGCUUCAUAUUUGGAGAUAGUGAUCUCUACGACAAACUUUGCCGACAAAUAUCAAAGAAGGCUGGAGUGGUGGUGGUGGUGUCAGUUGGGUAUCGACUUGCACCAAAGCACCUGUACCCCGCAGCAUUUGAAGAUUGCCUGAAUGCUACAAUCCACUUCCUGAAGACUGCACAGGAUUACGGCGUCAAUCCCUCUUCUGUUGUAAUCUGUGGGGACAGCGCAGGUGGAAACCUCACGGCUGGUGUGGCGCAAGCUCUUGUGACAAGAAAAGAUAUUCCCAAACCUCUGGCUCAGGUGCUAAUAUACCCCGUGGUCCAAAUGAUUGACUUCAACUUACCUUCUUACCAACAAAACAGCGGCGUGCCUCUCUUACUCAUAGACAAAGCCCUGUUCUACAUGCUAAAUUAUCUAGGAGAAGGGGUUCAGACCACCUUACAUAAUAAAGUACAAAAUGGUAGCCAUGUCCCUCCUGAUCUGAGGAAGAAAUUCUCUAAGUGGCUAAGUGCUGAUAAUAUCCCAGAUGAGUUCAAGGUCACGGGGUACAAGCCACACACCAUGUCUGACUUUGACAAAAACGUCUAUGAAAAAGUCAAGCAGAUUUUUGAACCUCCGUGCUCCCCGCUGGUAGCUGAGGACUCUGUGUUUCGCCUGCUACCAAAAGCUUAUAUCUUAACAUGUGAGUUUGACGUUCUCCGCGAUGAAAGCAUACUCUACAAGAAACGCCUGGAAGACAAUGGGGUGUCGGUCACUUGGCACCAUAUUAAAGAUGGCUUCCAUGGAAUCAUCAGCUUUUGCGAUCAGUGGGAUUGUGAAUCGGGGAAACGGGCUGUGGACAGUUUUGUUAGCUUUAUAAGGGAUGCCUGAUGUAUACUUGUGUUCUGAACAUAAAUG